This is a messenger RNA of Papaver somniferum (opium poppy), 675 nucleotides long. RefSeq lists its product as uncharacterized. Gene Ontology annotation, molecular function: RNA-DNA hybrid ribonuclease activity; nucleic acid binding. The coding region runs from base 1 to 675 and encodes 224 amino acids. The record is from RefSeq and is a predicted model, not a curated record. The transcript has a single exon. Lineage: Eukaryota; Viridiplantae; Streptophyta; Magnoliopsida; Ranunculales; Papaveraceae.
AUGGAGGAAGGAAGUUCACCCUACCUUAGCUGCCCAGAACUGGAAAUUCUUCGUGGUGCUUGCGCUACUUACGACAUUAUCCAAAACAGGUUUAAGAUUCAACUUGCCAACCGUUGCAGCCUGUGUGGUGUGGCAGAUGAAACGCUUGAGCAUGUUCUUUUCCAUUACACCUUUGCUGGCCGGGCGUGGAAUUGGAUUUUUGAUAUCUUUGAUUUAAUUCCUAAUUCUAACCUUGUAGUAUCUUGUAAAGCAGCUAAAGUGAGGAGCACAAUGAUACGUGACCUGUGGCUUAUUGCCAAUCUCGUCUUAAGAUCAGAACUGUGGGAUGUGCGUAAUAAGGCUGUGUUUCAACGUCAACAACCAAACUGGAGUAUUUUUUUCAAGCGUGUGUUGAAAUUGAUCCAAGAGUUUGUUGUUCGGCUCAAAGGCUUCAUGCGAAACAAUGCUGAAGAUGUAAUAAUUCUUGAUUAUUUCCGUGUUAAUCAUAGAAGGGUGAAAUUUCUUCAACCAACUGAAUGUUUUUGGGAACCUCCGGAGGAGAAUGAGAUUCAACUUUGCUGUGAUGGGGCGGCGAGGGGGAAUCCUGGUGUUGCGGGAGCUGGUGUGGUGGCAAGAAAUGCGCGUUGUUUAGUUCUUGGUGCUAUGUCUAUAGGCCUUGGAGUUACAACUAAUUAG